Messenger RNA from Clunio marinus, 946 nucleotides. Lineage: Eukaryota; Metazoa; Arthropoda; Insecta; Diptera; Chironomidae. The record is from the annotation of a GenBank genome assembly.
AGCGUAAAAGGGUGAAAACAGAAAUUUUUGGCAAUAAAAAAUAAUUAACAGCAAUAAUGGAUGAAAGUGAUAAAACAAAUAAUAGAACUCAUCAUACAAGAUUUUUUGAGAAGCUUUAUGGGAAUCUUGAAAGUUCUGAUGAUAGAAAAACAAUUGUUAGUGAUAGGAAUUGUGUUUAUUCAUCACAUGAAACAAAUGAAGUGAAUCGUCGGGAGGUUUUGAAUUCACCAUCAAACUCAAGUUCUGGAAGCUCUUCAGAUUUUUAUUCGAAAGAAAGUGUUUCAAGAAAUUCCAUCUUUCCACCGAGCCAGGAUAUUCCUUUUAAUAAUUUUCCACCAACUUUACUGCCAUCUCAUUUUGGAGCUUUGAGAUUACCUCUUGGAUUCGCUAAUGAUCCUCACAGUCAUUUUGCGGCUUUUCUUGCACGAAGGCGACGAAAGGAAGGUAGACAAAGACGACAGAGAACAACAUUCAGUAGCGAUCAAACAUUGAGGCUUGAAGUGGAAUUUAAUAAAAACGAGUACAUCUCAAGAGGUCGUCGAUUUGAACUUGCAGAACAUUUAAAUUUGUCAGAAACACAAAUUAAAAUUUGGUUUCAAAAUCGAAGGGCAAAAGAUAAGAGAAUUGAAAAGGCGCAAAUUGAUCAACAAUACAGAAAUUUCGCGGCCGCAUCUGGUCUCAUUCCAAUGCCAUUCGCUUAUUCUCGGCCUCAGUAUUUGCCACCUACACUAGCUACAAAUACCAACAACACUUCUGCCUAUCCAUCUAGUUUUGGUGACCAACAAUUUAACUCAGCAAAACUUGAAUCGAUUUCGUAGUUUUAUUUAUUAUUUUCAAAUGAAAAGGUAUGAGAAUUAGACAAUAAAAAUUAUGAAUUUGUUUAGGAGAAAGAAAAUAAAUGGAAAUGAAAACCGACAAACGGUAAUUUGAAAGAAUAUUAAUUGCA